This is a messenger RNA of Lentinula edodes (shiitake mushroom), 2611 nucleotides long. RefSeq lists its product as uncharacterized. Lineage: Eukaryota; Fungi; Basidiomycota; Agaricomycetes; Agaricales; Omphalotaceae. The record is from RefSeq and is a predicted model, not a curated record. The transcript has 4 exons. Bases 220 to 2349 code for a protein of 709 amino acids.
GAAGCUGUGUCAUCAUCGAUGACCUGAACGCGAUGGCAUUGGACCCAUGCUAAGACUUUUGAUUCUCACUUUCACGUUCAUUCUUUGACCACGACCAUCCGACACUACAAGGGAAAUAACGACCACUAAAUCCGUACUCACCCAUCGCAAAAUCUGGUUGUUUGGAAUGUUCUUUCAUUCAUAGACGCCAAUAACGAAAAACUUGAUAAUACGAUCACAAUGGAGGUACAAGAACCCUUCCCUCGAGCUCAGUCUGUAAUGCAGACAAGGAGCUCAGGCUUCCAUUCGAAAGCUAACAGAAUAUUCAACAAAGUGUCGAAUUUCAAAGUCCGGCUUCUAGGCAACUCUCGUACCGUUGACAGUACCAACGACAGAGGCAAAGGACCAUACAUGUCGAUGAAUAUGCCUACUACAUUUACUCGCGAAACGAGGUCGAUGGAUUUGAAUUUACAUGUAGCUCAGAAACCGUACAUGUCACAACCAGUGCUUGAUAUUCGGAAAAGGUUUGACAAUGAAGACCACGAUGAAGGAGAUAGCACUGCGAGCUCGGCGCAAUCUAUGCACCAACCCUCGCCUUCGAGGACCGAUUUUGUGAAGCCUGAAAAUUUGCGGCAGCAGCAAGGCAAGGUAGAUGGGUUACCAAACGUGAACGAGGCGAGCCAAACGACGUCAUUUAAUUCUGGCUUGCCCAACUCGAAUUCGAGCACUGUGAGGAUUAAGCAGAGAUACCAGGCACGUUUGGAAGGUUCUACUGACUCCUCUCUGUCACAAUCCAAUCGCCAGGUGGAAAGGCAAGGCAAACAACAGCAGGAAAGAUCUUCGAUUGAAGCCCAACGGAAUGAGCAUCCCAAUUCAUCGCAACCUUUAUUGUCUUCCCAUUCACCUAUUACUUCGCCCACAUCUACUUCCAUUAUCUCUCCUCUGGACAGUUCGCAGAAUAAACUGAGCCCGAUUACAUCUCAGUCUUCCCAGAGACCUGCGACAUCACCCAAUACACCUCCAACGACGUUCAUUUCUUCAUCGUAUCCUUCUCGUCGACCAUCUGCACCUCACCUGAAUACAGCUAUUCUCACGACGUCUUCUUCUCGCCGACCGUCUGCGCCGCACUUGAAUACUCCUCUUCCGAGACAGAGAUUCAAUCUGUUGACUUCCGACAACGAAAGUGCCUCGGCACGGUUGUCACCUUCCAUAAUAAUUCGGCAACCUGCAUUACCCAUUCUCAAUUUACCCAAGUUGAACCUGUCUCAUGCCACAACAGAGGCAGAUGAUGGUAACUUGGGCCCUCUGCACUCGAGAAUCUCUGCGAGCGAAGGCACAGGUGUUGCAGGGUCGUCAGCAUUUGCUCGAAGAAUGAGUGGGAUGGCCAGUGGCAGUAAUGGUAGUCCCGUCGUCGAGAGUAGAAGAAUUUCCGUCCAUGCUCAAAGCAGAAGAAAUCUACGUGAAAUGCCAGCACUCCCUAUGGCAGGUAAAGAUCAACGAGACAACGAGGAUGAUCAUGAAGACGUCGAUGGUGAUGCAGACAGUAGUGAUGACGACGAAGACACAGACGUCGACGUAGAAGGUGAUGGCGAAGCCGAGGAUGACGAUACACGGUCCAGUACGGAGAGUCAGUUUCAUACUUUACCACUACCGCCGCCGCCACCAACAUUACCAUCGGUUCUCCCGCCCGUGAAUCUGACGAAAAUAGACUUUUCUUUUCUGAAUUUCGAUCCCAAGGGUAAACAACGAGCAAAUGACGAUUCAGGCAAAACUCCUACAGCUUCCUUACAAACCCCUCGUUUCGGCUCUCAUAACGAUUAUUUUUCGGCCCAACACUACGGGUCCUCUGGUAGUGGCGAAAAUAGCAAUCCGAAUUCUAGUAACGGCACGCCACGGAUUCACUCUCCUGUCCCAGGAAAGACGCCUUCGGCCAUUCCUGCAAGGACACCGAAAGCUUCAGAAUUCACUGUAAAUCGCACACCUCUGCCUGUGCGGCCAGGGAUCUACCAGCACGCAUCGAGGAGCAUGAUUGAUAUUCCUGGACUCGGCGUUGGGUCGGCUGAAACCAAAUUGAUUAAGGAGGACAAGCAUGCCGAGGCGAACAUCAAUGUUGCGGAUAGCUUGACGCCAGACGGGGUGUUGGACCAUGUUGGGGGUAUAAAAAGGCACGAGGCGCAACCUGAGGUUGAGCUUGGUACGGCUAAGGCUUCAAGCUCCACCACAUCGACAACCGCUAGUAUCAACGCCACGUCUGUCCACUCCUUGCUCGACGAUGUCACUUCAGAGCCAUCGAUUGCCACAACACAAACUGGACCUGUAAUGGAAAAGACACGCAAACCUCUUUCUUCCCGCAAAGAUCCUCCGUCGUAGAUCGAUGCCGACCUUUAAUGUAGGAUCGCCUCCCCCACCUUAUCCUAGCUUUGUGUUGGAUUAUCCUCAUAGUCAAACCUUUGCUGCAGCUCCGCUUCCCCCUCCGCAUCCAUUUGCUCAGCAUGUCCGUCCUUCCCCGUCACCACAUGCAGAAGAGGGUAACGAGCGUCUACCCGCGUACUCGAACGAUAUUUUCCUGCGCGCCAUCAUGCCUCGCAAAGUCGAGUUUGUCAGUCCUGGCGUUCAAGCUAAAGACAGGAAG